Molecule: messenger RNA, 1058 nt
Organism: Homarus americanus (American lobster)
Lineage: Eukaryota; Metazoa; Arthropoda; Malacostraca; Decapoda; Nephropidae
Product: WAS/WASL-interacting protein family member 1-like
Exons: 2
Coding region: 73-837 (254 amino acids)
Source: RefSeq, a predicted model, not a curated record
UGAUGAAGGACACAUGCAAGUCUUUGAGAGUAUAUAAAGAGGGAAGGACUCGAGUGGACAGUACACUCCACCAUGAAGCUCCUGAUACUGGCGAGCAUAUUGGCAGCGGCCACGGCCGACUCACUUCAGAGCUACAGCCUACCAUCACCCUCUGGCUCUGGCUUCUCCACCGGCAGCUCCUCUACCGGCACAGGAUUCUUUGGGGGCUCAGGAUUUUCUGGGGGCUCAGGGAUCUCUGGAGGUUCAGGGUUCUCUGGAGGUUCAGGGAUCUCUGGGGGUUCAGGGAUCUCUGGAGGUUCAGGGUUCUCUGGGGGCCCCGGCCCGUUUGACAGCAGCUGUGGAGGAGGGCAGGUUCGUCAUGUGGACGGCAGCUGCGUGACUCCUCAGUUCACCCGAAACUUGUUCCGGUACAGAGUUCCUCCAGCAACCCCGAUCUUGGGUCCACGACCAAACGUUCCUCCACCAAGAGUUGAGGACAAUAUACUCUUCAUCGAAUUUCCAGAAGGACUUCUCAACCAAGAACCCAUUGUGGUACCACCACCACAACAAAGAAACGUUGUGUACGUCCUCAACAAGCGGCCUCACCAAGAUCACACGGUUGUCCACGCACCAGGACCUGAACAAGCGGCUCCUGAGGUGUUCUUCGUCAACUAUGCUGAGGGCGAGAACCCGACAUUACCCAGUGGUGGAGACCUCCAGUCCGCCCUCAGCUCAGCCUCUGACGGUAGCGGUGAACUGGUCGGUAGCAGUGGUGGCAGCAUUGGCGGCACUAGUGGUAUUGUUAGCGGCGGUGGCAGCGGGAUCUCCUCCCCGUCUGGUCUGUACGGUCUUCCCUAAGUCACCCCGCUCCCCGCCCCUCACACAUAUGCCUUAACUGUAGAGCUUCAUGGCUGGUGUAUUUAAGGUCGAUAGUAAAUGCUGUUAUUGUUGCCACAUCUUGUGGUAGUUAUAUAUUGCUAUUUAUUCUUUGUUGAAAAUGUUUUUAUCUUUAAUAAUCGCUUCUGGUAACCCAAGCCCAGCAAAAUUUUAUUAGCAUAAUAAAUAUACUAUGAAUGAUG